AUGACAAUGGAAGACAGAAGCAGCCACACUGGCGUCAGAGAACGGCUGGGACUGAGCUUCACUAUUGACUACCUUCUGUUCAAUAAAGGAGUCAAAGGUUCUAAAGAAGAAGCGACAGGAAGUCGUACGGCAGAGCAGACAGCGAACAACAUGCUAAAUCAUCAGAAUCCUAAACCCGAAGAGGUGGGGAUUCGCUCUGAGAUGAAGGAGACGCAGCUACAGAGGUCAGGGGUAGACAUUGAAGAAAGGAAAGUCAAAGAAGAGGAGGGGGGUGAAGACCAACAAGAGGAGGGGGAGGAGGAAGUGACCACCACCAUUUCUGUCAGCAGCGAUCCGGAGAAGUCUGACAAGUCGGACAAACCCAACCAGUCGUACAUUGCACUCAUCUCCAAGGCAAUCCUUGCAUCCGAGCAGAAGAAACUGCUGCUAUGUGACAUCUACCAGUGGAUCAUGGACCACUACCCUUACUUCAAGAGUAAGGAUAAAAACUGGAGGAACAGUGUGCGUCACAACUUGUCUCUGAAUGAUUGCUUCAUCAAAGCAGGCCGCAGUGACAACGGUAAAGGCCACUUCUGGGCGAUUCACCCAUCAAACUAUCAGGACUUUUCUAACGGGGACUAUCACUGCCGAAGAGCGCGGCGGAGGGUUCGUAGGGUGGCAGGACAGCUCCCCCUUUCCUCUCUGAGCUCCCCAUACCACCCUGCCCUCGCCCGCCCCCACAGAACCACCUGUUGGUGCUGUCCUCAGGCCCCAGUGCUCCCUCUGUCCUGCGUGGCACCUAGACUCUACUGGCCUUGGUCCCGUGUGCAGCCACAAAUCGAGCUGGAGCCAAAACCGAGAUUCUCCGUAAGGUCCCCUCAGGAAGGUGAGCAGGAGGGCAGCAAUGAAGGUGGGUCCCCUCGAGUGGCUGAACCACAGGGCGGUGAAGGUGGGUCCCCUUGGGAGGCCAAGCAGGAGGGCGGUGAAGGUGGGUCCCCUCAGGUGGCUGCGCUGGAGGGCAGAACCACCGGCAGAGCAAUUCUGGUGGGCGAGCAGGAGGCUGGCAGAGCCCCUCUGGUGGGCGAGCAGGAGUUGGCCAGACUAGUGACUGGGGAUCAGGAGGAGGAGACAGCCAGGCCACCAACAAGAGAUCAGGAGCAGUAG
Messenger RNA from Seriola dumerili (greater amberjack), 1143 nucleotides. It is a transcript of the gene foxq2, whose product is annotated as forkhead box protein D4-like. NCBI's taxonomy places the organism in Eukaryota, Metazoa, Chordata, Actinopteri, Carangiformes, Carangidae. Gene Ontology annotation, biological process: anatomical structure morphogenesis; regulation of transcription by RNA polymerase II; cell differentiation. Gene Ontology annotation, molecular function: RNA polymerase II cis-regulatory region sequence-specific DNA binding; DNA-binding transcription factor activity, RNA polymerase II-specific. The record is from RefSeq and is a predicted model, not a curated record. The transcript has 3 exons. Bases 1 to 1143 code for a protein of 380 amino acids.